Punica granatum (pomegranate) is the source of this 760-nucleotide messenger RNA. Lineage: Eukaryota; Viridiplantae; Streptophyta; Magnoliopsida; Myrtales; Lythraceae. The record is from RefSeq and is a predicted model, not a curated record.
CUCAGGUGUCUGAGCAUUCAACUGCACAUUCACUCCGUUGGUCUUGUAGCCAUUGGAGAAAGCAUUAUCAGCCUAAGCAGUUGCUAAGCAAGUGGUGCUGCUCGGCGAUGGCGUCGAAGUCUGUGUCGGGUCUGUUCUUGAUCACCAUCUGCGUCAUUGUCUGCUGUGUGAGUUGCUUCGAGUUCGAGGUUGGUGGGCCUGAGGGAUGGGUGGUUCCCCCGGCAAAUGACUCUAAGCUGUACAAUGAUUGGGCUUCCGAGAACCGGUUCCGAGUCGGCGACAACAUCCAUUUCAAGUACCUGAAGGACUCGGUGAUGGCGGUUACGGAGGCAGAGUACAAGAAGUGCAACUCGACUCGCCCAGCCUUUUUCUCCAACACUGGUAACACGGUCUACGUCUUCAACCACUCUGGGUCCUUCUACUUCAUCAGUGGAGUCUCGGGCCACUGUGAGAAGGGGCAGAGGAUGAUCGUCAAGGUCAUGUCCUCCGAUGAGUCGGAGUCCGGCAGGGGCAGCUCUCCUUCAUCUUCAUCUGCAGCUUCUCCGGUUGCACCAGCAGAACUCUUCCCAGUCUUUCCCGCCUCAAUGCUCGUUCCUUUUGUGUUGGCUCUGGCUCAUGUUGUUUCUGUCAGUUUUUAGUUUGUUCAGUGAAAAACAGGUAGCAGGUUCGAUUUGUUUCGUCUUCCUAUAGUUUUUCAUUCAAUUCUGUUUCGUUUCCGUUUUAUUCCUGUUGAUGCUAUGCAGAGCUUGCUCUGCUUUUA